Messenger RNA from Ictalurus punctatus (channel catfish), 1940 nucleotides. RefSeq names its product natural killer cell receptor 2B4. The record is from RefSeq and is a predicted model, not a curated record. Lineage: Eukaryota; Metazoa; Chordata; Actinopteri; Siluriformes; Ictaluridae. The transcript has 7 exons. The coding region runs from base 74 to 1042 and encodes 322 amino acids.
GUGCACUGGAUUCUUCACUGACACUGAUGUUCAGGAACACGGGGAAAUGUUGGGCUGAGAAACACGAUGGAUUAUGAAAAUGAUGGAUAUUUUCUCAGGAAACAGGAUUCUCUGGACUUUGCUUUUCUUGCUGUGCUGUUUACUGUGUGCAGCUGGAGACGAGACGGUCACACUGCAGGAAGUGGAAGGAACCACUAUAACUCUCCAUACUGGGAUAACUGGAAUUCAGAGUGAUGCUCAGAUCCUGUGGUCCUAUGGACAUGAGAAAGCAGAGGAAAAGAUAUUGAACAGUCAGGUGUUUAAAGGAGAAGCUGUUACAGAAAUCAGUGAGAGAUUUAAAGAGCGACUGCAGCUGGACAGAAUCAGUGGAGCUUUAACCAUCAGGAACAUCAGCAGAAACCAUUCUGGAGUUUAUUUAUUACAGGUCAUCACUGGACGCAUCUCAUCUAGGACUUUCAGUGUCAGUGUUUAUGCUCCAGUAUCGACUCCAGUAAUAAUAAAAAGAGAAAGUCGAAGUGUGGUUUCCACAGAGCCGUGUUCCCCCCUGUGCACUGUGGAGAAUGGAGAAGAUGUGAAGUUAUCCUGGUACAGAGAGAACGAGAGAAUCUCCAUCACCAAUAACACAGAUCUCAGUGUUCCCCUCAAUCUCCCACUUCAAAUACAACACCAUGAUAAUAACACCAACACUUAUAUCUGUGUGUCUGCAAACCCUGUCAGUAAUAAAUCAUCUUCUCUCAACAUCACACAGCUCUGUGAUCAUCUACACCAUCAUCUCUCAGAACAAACUGAACGUUCCCACAUACUGCUUCCUGUCCUGAUACCUGCUGGAGUUGUAGUGCUAUUAAUAUUAGUAUUGCUGUAUAUCUGGAGAAAAAAGGAAAAGCAACAAGUUUCUGAAAGAACUGAAGACUUGAUGUAUUCUGAUGUGAAAAUCAUCACAGAAAGAUUUAACAAGGAAGAAAAACCCAGAACGACGCGUGGUGAAGAGAAUCAGACUGUGGUGUAUUCAGAGGGCGGCGUGAACCCCGUGACGAAGACGUGACGAGGACGUGAUGAGGACACUGGCGCUUUCCAGCUUAUUUACAUGCACGAAUCCAAACCCUUUACACACUGAACACAUAGACAUUAACGAUGGUGAAGCACAGAGUCCUACCUGUCUAGAACCUUCCAGCAGGUACAUGACUUCUCUUUCAGAAACCUGAGUGUAAAACCAGGAAGAUGAUUCAGCACAUCACACAGGAACAUGCUGGACAUCUAAUGGACUUGUUCCAGUUACAGAUAUUCUCACUGUAAAGAUGGAUUUCAGGUUUAAAAAGUUCCUCAUGUGUUUAUUUAUUUUGUGUUAAAACUAGAGCAGUGUGACAGACAGCCCUGAUCUCAGAACAGAUGAGGGAAGGUCACGGUCCUGCUGAUAUUUCCAUAAGUUUGCUUAGUGGAUCAGGUGAGGGAUAAAACUGCGUUCAGUAGAAAACAAUGGUGUAUUCACUUCUCCUUUCUCUCAUUUAACACAUUCAUCACUGAGGGAGUUUUAUAUCACUUACAGCUUUCAUAAUUAUCUUUAAUAUGAUAAAGUUUUACUUUCAGAAAGUUUUAUUUAUGACCUUUAUUUGGAAGAGCGAGUGUAGACCGGUGCAGUAGAUACACAUCACUACAACCAUUUAAAGAAAUGUCUUUUAAAAUUUCCCUCUUUUAUUGCCUUAAAGUCCAAAAAGAGUUCAGGCUUAAGUUUAAGAUUUUAUUUUUUUUAAGCAAACAAAAUGUUUACACUUUGCGGUUCUGCAGUAACAUGACAAGGUGUGUUUUUUGUCGUUAUAACUUUUUGUGGACAUUGCACAACAUUAAAUGUAAUUAUACACAUAAAAAAGCAUGAAAUGGUGGAAUAAGACACUUAGGGACGUGCUGAUGUUGGAAAUUAAUAAACUUCAUUGUGGUAUCAGUAA